Molecule: messenger RNA, 1101 nt
Organism: Laccaria bicolor S238N-H82
Lineage: Eukaryota; Fungi; Basidiomycota; Agaricomycetes; Agaricales; Hydnangiaceae
Exons: 4
Coding region: 1-1101 (366 amino acids)
Molecular function (GO): NAD+ binding
Source: RefSeq, a predicted model, not a curated record
AUGACCAUCUCCCUUAACUUUGCUUCCCUCGCCACAGACUCUCAUACCAGGCGCACUCUCUCAGACCUCUCUCUCUCCGUCGCCAAAAGCAAGAAAAUCGUCGUUGUCACUGGGGCUGGCAUAUCUUGCUCGUGUGGCAUUCCAGACUUUCGUUCGUCUGAUGGGCUUUACGCCCUAGUAAAGGAAAAAUAUCCAGAUGUCGUUUUGAAGGGUCGCGAUCUCUUCGACGCCUCACUUUUCCGCGACGCCACAUCUACCUCAGUGUUUUACACCUUCAUAUCUCAGUUGAAACGAUCUAUCGAUGCUGCUACUCCUUCACCUACACACCAAUUCAUCAAGACUUUAGACACGAAGAAUAAACUACUUCGUUCAUAUACCCAGAACAUUGAUGGUCUUGAAGCGCGAGUAGGUCUACUGGGAACCUCAAAAGGAAAGAGCAAGAUUCGAACGAAGGAGGUCCGCAACGUCGAAUUACACGGGAAUAUACACCGCGUUCGGUGCAUGGCUUGUUCGGCGGAGUAUCCCUGUACGGAAGACCACUUGGAUGCUUUCAACGUAGGCGCGCCUCCUGACUGCCCAGAAUGUUUAUCGCGAUCUGAAGCUCGCGUGGCACGGUCAGCUCGCCCCAUCCGCGUUGGCUCUCUCCGACCAGCCAUUGUUCUAUAUGAUGAGCCUCAUCCUCUGGGGGAUGAUAUUGGUACAAUCCAGUCAGCUGAUGUGUCGCGCAAGCCGGACAUGCUUAUUAUUAUGGGCACAUCACUCAAAGUUCAUGGUCUCAAAAAACUUGUCAAGGAUUUCGCGCGGACGAUUCACGCCUCCAAUUCGCCAGGGACAUCAUCUCAGCGGCCCUUCAAGGUCAUCUUUGUCAAUAAAACACCACCUGCGUCGGAAUGGGCCGAUGUGAUUGACUACCACGUUGCUGCUGAGAGCGACCGAUGGGUUACCAAAGUCCUCGAAGAUUGGAAGAAGAUGAGGCCAGCAGACUGGGAGGUCCAACAGACUCUUGUCACUUCGGACGGAAACACCAGCAUGAGUGGAGGUCUUAAAGUCAUAAAGACGGCCAAGUCAUCAACCGAAAUCAAGGAGAAGAAAGGUACAUAA